UCAAAACUUCAUAAUUUCAUUUCGCCGUACCCUCCACAUUCUCCUUCUCCAUUUCUCUCUCUGCAACUCCCUCUCUGCACAAAAUCACAUUCCUGCAGUUCCCCUAAAUCAAAAUCAAAGACCAUCCUCCUUUCUCUCUCUCCAAUGGGCGGUGACCGAGAAGAAAACCAAGAAGAAGGGGAGGAAAGGGACAUAAAUAGAUUGCUUCUGGGAAUCAUGGAGGGUUACAGCGACUCUGUGAUUCCUCCAUUGUCUCAACUUUCUCCUCAUUUGCGUGAAACACCCGCCAUUGUUGGGGAAAAAGCUGGAUCAAGCUCCAGAAAAAGAAACAGAGUGCCGGAAGAAAAUGGCAAAACAGUGCCGGAAGAAAAUGGCAAAACAGAGGGCUUGCAGAAGGAACGUGACCGGAGGGAGAGGAUGAGCGAGAAAUUCUCUCUUCUUCAGACCAUCGUCCCCAAUCUCUUCCCCAAGGCUACGAGGGUGAAGAUCGUGAGUGAGACCAUAGAGUACAUAGAAAAACUUGAGAAAGAGAAGAAAAGGCUGGAGGAGCUGAAGGAUUUGUCGGAAAAAAUGGAGCCGGCGAGGGGUACAAUUACUCACACUGUUAACUGGGACUCACUGGUCACCGUGGACUUCUCCGGCGACGUCGUGUUCUUCGGAAUACGAACUCCAGCUCGACGGAGCAUGGCGGUGAAGAUUUUGGAAGUGUUCGAGAGGCACCGGACGGAGGUUUUGGCGGCGAGUGUUACAGUUGCGGGCAAGUACUUGACGUUAGCGGUCACAGCUUUUGUGAAGGGAGAUCGAGGCGAUACUACGGAGAAAAUCAAGAGCGACAUUUUGAUGUUAUAG
Malania oleifera is the source of this 849-nucleotide messenger RNA. Its product is annotated as transcription factor bHLH13-like. Gene Ontology annotation, molecular function: protein dimerization activity; DNA-binding transcription factor activity. The transcript is spliced from 2 exons. Gene Ontology annotation, biological process: endosperm development; regulation of DNA-templated transcription. Bases 145 to 849 code for a protein of 234 amino acids. Lineage: Eukaryota; Viridiplantae; Streptophyta; Magnoliopsida; Santalales; Ximeniaceae. The record is from RefSeq and is a predicted model, not a curated record.